GCGGCAGGCGAGUUGAUUAUCAUCGUAUGCACAAUGAUUGGCACGCGGUGGACUUCGAAGUUCACGUGGUUGGGCGACUGAAAAAGCGGAAAUUUGCUAAAAUUCAACGAGCAUAAUGAGCCUCAACGACAACAACAACAACAAGAAAGGCAAACUGCUGAAGUUUGGUUGGCUGCGCACAGUUGGCGGUCCCUCGCCACGAAAGAUGAAGAAGAGUAACUCUGGAACACCCAGACCCACAGAGUGGGGUGACGAGGGCAGCCCUGACGGUGCCAGGAGUCUAGGUGGAGUGGCCAGCAUCAGGGUGACUAGCCCUGCAGCGGAUCCCCUCGGAGCACAGACCCACAGCCAGCGUGACGGGGGAACCGCUCUUCCCCCACCACCACCACCACCACCCAACACCACUCCAAAAUCGCUGCGGGGCUUCAGGAGGAAGAGUCGUAAAUUAUUGGAUUUGUUUAAGAAGGAUAAAGAAGACAACAACCCUGAGAUGGGACCAAGUAUGGCUGGCUCCUCGGUACCCACUGGAAGGUCAAAGGACUGCAACAACAUGCGUAGUCCCCGAGGUGGGGGACAUAAGAGGAAGGCCUCUGGACUUCCAAAACCCUCAGCUACACCUGUGACCAGUCUGGAGCCGCACCCUACUGCAGUGGCCACUGGGGGGCAGCAUUCAGCAGCGGGGAUAUCAGGGUCGCGCCCCGCCAGAGCCGAGGAGGGCCAGAGUAACCGCGGCCCUGUCCCUCUGUUAUUUAUUGAGGACGACGACUGGGGCGAACCGGAGGGAUGCAAAAAGACUGAGGUUCGUGGCGGUGACAACUCCCCCGAGUGGUCAGAUGCGGAGGACCAGGUCGAGAUCCGCGUUCUCUCACAGGAGGAUGACCACACUGAAACAGAGAAAAGCAAGGCAGAGGCACCAACAGUGGCAAGCACAGUGAAACAGUCAACCACCACUACGGCCGAUGUGUCCGUCUCUGAAUUUCUCAACUUUUGUCCACCACCAAACUACUUAUCGUACGCUCCUACCACCGCUUCACCUCAGCAGACUUGGUUUGGCCGCAUAGGAAGUCUUCCAACGCCAUCAACCCAGCAGCCACAGCGUGGAAACAAUACAUCACACAGCAACAACAACAACAACCAGUCAUGGACAGGAUAUCGUCAGACCUCUUCAACACCAUCACCCACCUGUCAGUCGUGGAUGGACGACGGUAGAAGCUCUUGGAAACCGUGGACAGGAAACGACGAGUUGACGAGUCCUUCAACACCUUCACUUGGACAAUCGAGGUUAGGGAGUAGUAGCGAUGGGACCCGUCUGGGGAACGGCUCCUCCUCCUCCUCUGCGCCCGCCUUGACCCCUUCUCUGAUGCCCUGGUGGACUUUCUGGGAACAGUACCCCAACAUGUGCUCCCCUUUUUCCCCAGACCCGUUUGCAUUACGUUCGACAACCCCUUCCCCAAACUCAACGCGACUCUAUCACUCCACCUUCUCAGACUUCAAUAACAGCAGCCGGGCGUCAUCAUCUGCGCCAACGGUGUCCUCCACGUGCUCUGCAGACCUCCUUGCUGCUGCCACUGCGCCAGUGAGGACGUCGUCAUCAGGGGUCUCGGAGUCCCUGGGCUUCAUCGACAGCCACUGCCACCUGGACAUGCUUUACGGGAAGCUGGGCUUCCACGGAACUUUCCAGAGCUUCCGUAGCCGCUAUGCCGGCAGCUUCCCGACGGACUUCCGCGGCUGCGUGGCCAACUUCUGCAACCCACGCCUGACGGAGGUGGAGGGGCUGUGGGAGGGGCUGCUGGCGGACGAGAUGGUGUGGGGGGCGUUCGGGUGCCACCCGCACUUCUCCAAGAGCUACAACUACAGGCACGAGCAGAUCAUCAUGCGCGGCCUGCGCCACCCCAAGGCCGUCGCUUUUGGAGAGAUCGGCCUCGACUACUCCCACAAGAACAACACGCAGUCCAGCAAACAGAAAGAGGUGUUUGAGAGGCAGCUCCAGUUGGCCGUCUCCAUGGGGAAGCCCCUGGUGAUCCACUGCCGGGACGCAGACGACCACCUGCUGGAGAUCAUGAAAAAGAACGUCCCCAAAGACUACAAAAUACACAGGCACUGCUUCACAAAUAAAUUCUCAGUGAUUGAGCCAUUUCUGUCAGAGUUUCCAAACCUGUGUGUGGGCUUCACGGGACUGGUGACGUAUUCCAGGGUGUCGGAGGUCCGUGACGCGGUGAGGAGAAUCCCUCUGGAUCGCAUUCUCAUGGAGACAGACGCUCCCUACUUCUUGCCAAGAUAUGUUAGCAAAAGCGUGUGUGGAUUCGCCCACCCGGGAAUGGGUAAGCACAUCUUAGAAGAGAUCAGCAUGCUGAAAGGUGAAUCUCUCGCCACCGUUUCGAAAACGGUCCGUGAGAAUACCACUAGAAUCUAUGGCUUGGACCUUUGAUGGCCGCAGACCGCUGUCUGCACCGGGAUCAACUGUUGUUACAAACAAAAAGACAGUGGUUCAUCAUUAAAAUUGACUUCAGAAGGAAAAUGAACCAUUUCUAAAUGUUAUGGUCAAUCUGUUGUCACUGCUGUGAUUUUAUUUUUUUAUUUUAUUAAACAGGAGAAAUUGA
This is a messenger RNA of Engraulis encrasicolus (European anchovy), 2600 nucleotides long. RefSeq names its product TatD DNase domain containing 2 (gene tatdn2). The transcript is spliced from 9 exons. Gene Ontology annotation, molecular function: hydrolase activity, acting on ester bonds. The record is from RefSeq and is a predicted model, not a curated record. Bases 116 to 2428 code for a protein of 770 amino acids. NCBI's taxonomy places the organism in Eukaryota, Metazoa, Chordata, Actinopteri, Clupeiformes, Engraulidae.